Molecule: messenger RNA, 4943 nt
Organism: Leptinotarsa decemlineata (Colorado potato beetle)
Lineage: Eukaryota; Metazoa; Arthropoda; Insecta; Coleoptera; Chrysomelidae
Gene: Cadps
Product: calcium-dependent secretion activator 1
Source: RefSeq, a predicted model, not a curated record
AUCAUAAACAGUAUGCAAGUGUGUCCUUUUACGAACAGAUCGGUCGGUUGAAGGCAGAUAGAAGAUGAUAGAUCCAUCUUCAUCUGAAGAAGACAGUGAAGAAGAACAUGGACCAGGUCACCAUGUUGGACACCAUCCACCCUCCCACCAUCAGCAUCAUUCAUCAAUUCAUUCACACCCUGCGGAAUCAUCGCCAUAUCACCAGUCGCAUACAUCAGAAUUGGGGAGCGGCAACUUGGAAGUGCCUGCGCCUAGUGCUGUUCUUGCGCAACGUUCAUUAUCACCAUCUAGUGCCGUAUCGGCUGAAACGCUCAGCCACAGUAUGGGGUCUUCCAGAGCAAAUUCCUUACCCCGACCCACGAGUCCAUCGCCUUCAGUUGCCUCUGAAAAAACCGAGGUAGACCUCCAAGAGAAGCAGGAGAGGGAGGAAGAAGAACGCAAGCGGCGGAUCCAACUUUACGUUUUUAUAUCGAGAUGUAUAGCCUACCCUUUCAAUGCAAAACAGCCUACGGAUAUGACGAGGCGACAGACUAAAAUUACCAAACACCAGUUAGAAAGUAUUAUAAAUAGAUUUCAGAGUUUUUUGAAAGGAGAAACACAAAUAAUGGCCGACGAAGCCUUUCAGAACGCUGUACAAAAUUAUUACGAUGUUUUUUUGAAAUCUGAAAGGGUCGUCAAAAUGGUGCACUCCGGAGCUUGUUCACAAUACGACUUCAGAGAAGUUUUUAGGAAUAAUAUAGAAAAACGAGUUAGAUCUUUACCCGAAAUGGAGGGACUCAGUAAAGAGACAGUGUUCACAUCCUGGAUGGCUAAGUUCGACUGUAUAUUGAAAGUUACUGAUGAAGAUUCCAAACGGCCUUCGAGAAUGCAACAAAAUUUAAAUUCUGAACUGAUUCUAUCUAAGGAACAACUCUACGAUAUGUUCCAGCAAAUUCUUGGCGUGAAGAAAUUCGAACAUCAACUUUUGUUCAACGCGCUGCUCCUCGAUUCAGCUGACGAACAAGCAGCGGCUAUUAGGAGAGAGCUUGAUGGGAGGAUGCAAAAAGUAGCAGAGAUGGAAAAGAACCGAAAGUUAAUGCCUAAGUUCGUGUUGAAAGAAAUGGAGUCCCUUUACAUAGAAGAACUCAAAUCAUCAAUAAACUUAUUAAUGGCGAAUUUGGAGUCGCUGCCAGUUUCGAAAGGAUCCAUGGAUUCCAAAUAUGGCUUACAAAAACUAAAACGCUAUAAUCACAGGUUGCAUAACCAUAAUAAUCCGUAUAAUGUGAAGCACAUAUUGAUGAAUUAUGUUACUUCUUUUAGAUCGCAAGGAUCUUUAGCGAAACUAGAAGGAGACUCUGCGGAUAGCGACACUCAACUCACUAAACUUGAUGUAGUUUUGACAUUCCAACUGGAGGUAAUAGUUAUGGAAGUCAGAGGUUUGAAAUCAUUGUCUCCAAAUCGUAUUGUUUAUUGUACGAUGGAAGUUGAAAAUGGAGAAAAGUUACAAACAGAUCAAGCUGAAGCGUCAAAGCCAAUGUGGGAUACCCAAGGAGACUUUUGUACCACUCAUCCCUUACCAAUUGUGAAAGUCAAACUCUAUACAGAGAAUCCUGGAAUGUUAGCACUGGAAGAUAAAGAACUUGGGAAAGUAAUACUGAAACCUACGCCUUUAUCAUCCAAGGCACCUGAGUGGCACAAAAUGACCGUACCUAAAAAUCUUCCCGAUCAGGAUUUAAGAAUAAAAAUAGCUUGUAGAAUGGAUAAACCACUGAAUAUGAAACACUGUGGCUACUUGUACGCAUUAGGAAAGAAUGUAUGGAAAAAAUGGAAGAAACGGUAUUAUGUAUUAGUCCAAGUGUCCCAAUAUACUUUCGCCAUGUGUAGUUACAAGGAAAAGAAGUCCGAGCCAUCGGAGAUGAUGCAAUUGGAUGGAUAUACUGUGGACUAUAUCGAAGCUUCAAGUGCCAACUUGAUGGUUGGAAUGGACCUGGAGGGUGGAAGGUAUUUUUUUAAUGCCGUCAAAGAAGGAGACAGCAUCAUUUAUGCUAGCGAUGAUGAGAACGAGUGUCAUCUGUGGGUUAUGGCCAUGUACAGGGCGACAGGCCAGUCUCAUAAACCUACACCCCCACUUACUCUGCAAGAUAAAAAUUCCACCAUAUCCAAAAUUCAAGGAGAUGCCGACAGAGCAAGAAAACAUGGAAUGGAAGAUUUCAUUUCGGCUGAUCCCUGCCAAUUUGACCACGCUUCUUUAUUUAGGCUGUUGCAAAAUCUCACACUGGAAUAUAGGCUCAAUGAUCCCUAUUGUUCUUUGGGUUGGUUCAGUCCAGGACAAGUAUUCGUUUUGGACGAGUACUGUGCAAGAUAUGGCGUGAGAGGAUGUUACAGACAUUUAUGUUAUUUAUCGGACCUUUUAGAUAGGGCAGAGAAGAAUUUAAUGAUAGAUCCUACGUUAAUUCACUAUAGUUUUGCGUUUUGCGCUAGUCAUGUACAUGGAAACAGACCUGAUGGAGUUGGAAGUGUAACCCACGAAGAAAAGGAAAAGUUCCAAGACGUGAAAGAGCGAUUGCGAGUAUUAUUAGAAAAUCAAAUAACUAAUUUCAGGCAACUGCGCAAGGCAGACCGGCAACCGUCAAGUCAAGCAGCCUCGGCGGGCGCAAAUUCAAAUUCUAGUUCGCCCGCUCCAGGCACCCCUGGCGGCCGUGACGCCAAGCACCAAUCUGUGUCUCGCUAUUGCAUGCCUCAGCAUGCCACUUACACCCCACCAGAUCCUACGGCCUUUGCGUGGUUUAGCGACUUAUUGGUUGAACACGCUGAAAUAUUUUGGUCUUUGUUUGCUGUGGAUAUGGACAGAGUAUUGGCAGAGCAGCCGGCUGAUACGUGGGACUCUUUUCCAUUAUUUCAAAUCCUCAACGACUAUCUCAGGGCCGAUGAUAAUCUGAAAAACGGACGGUUUCAUCAACAUCUACGGGAUACUUUCGCACCGCUAGUAGUUAGAUAUGUUGACCUUAUGGAGUCGUCCAUCGCUCAGUCUAUACAUAAAGGUUUCGAGAAAGAGAGAUGGGAAAUUAAAGGAAUGGGCUGUGCAACAUCUGAAGAUUUGUUUUGGAAGUUGGAUGCUCUCCAAUCUUUCAUAAGAGAUUUGCAUUGGCCAGAUGCAGAAUUUAGGCAACAUUUAGAACAACGUUUGAAGCUAAUGGCUUGCGAUAUGAUGGAGUCUUGCAUACAAAGAACAGAAACUGCAUUCCAACAAUGGUUGAAGAAGUCCGUUACUUUCAUUUCGACUGAUUACAUUAUACCAUCUGAAAUGUGUGCCAUGGUGAAUGUAAUACUAGAUGCAAAAAAUCAGUCUCUGAAAUUAUGUGCCGUGGAUGGAAUCGAUUUACACCAAUACCACACCAAAAUAGACGACAUGAUUGAAAAAACGAACGCUAAUAUGGUCCAAGGUUUGAUAAGCAAAAUGAUGUCAGUUCUGGAAGCCACUUUGUCGAAGUUAUCGAGAUAUGAUGAAGGAAGUCUUAUUGGUUCAAUCCUAAGUUUCACGAAUGUAUCCGGUUCUGGAAAAGACAUGGGUCAAGGUUAUGUUAACUUCACCAGAAACUGCAUGGAGCAAAUAAGGCAAAAGAUCACAGAUGAGUUAUGGAUAUUGACGUUUUUCGAACAGUGGUAUACCAGUCAAAUUAAUAUGCUUUGUAAUUGGUUAUCUGAACGGUUAGAUCACAGUUUGCACCCCUACCAAUGUACGUGCCUUGCUCAUAUUGUCAAGAAAAUAUAUUCCGAUUUCGAGCUUCAAGGAGUUAUGGAGGAUAAGUUGAAUUCUAAAGCUUAUCAGACAAUAGCUCAGAGGAUGCAAACAGAAGAAGCAACUUGUGCUCUAACUAUGGGGCAAGCAGAAGGUGGCAUGGUGGAUGGGUUGGAUGAAGACGGUGACAACAGAAGUAAAACGAAAGUGACAAUAAUGGAAAGUUUGGGAGGUGAAGAUGGUAAUUUUGUUUCUAAUGUUGGAACCAUGAUUGGAGGAAAAGUUGGAAAUAUUUUUGGAAAAGGUUUAGGAGGAAUUGGCUCCAAAUUAGGAGGAGGGACGGGCAGCUGGUUUUGAAUUCAUAAGUUGACAUACGAUAUUAUCGUUUUGGUUAUUCAUCCCGAAAAAAGUUGACCUGGUAACUGAUGGUCCUCUUAUGUAAAAAAUAUUCGUAACUGAAGUUUUGUAAAUAAUAUUUUUUAAUUAAUGAUCAAAGUAACACUGAGUGUUAGUUUACAUGUUGAAUGCUGUUAUUUAAUACUGAUUUUCAAACACUUGAAAUGGUUUCAAACCCCAAAAUAUGUAGAACCCAAUGACUUAGAUGAAUGUAUCAAGGGACCAGGUGUAUCGUGUGAAUCUGUUUUUUUUACCAAACCCUAACCUGUUUCUUGUAUAAAGUAUGAAACUGACUCUUUCGGUAGAUCUUGAAAUCCAUAUAAAAUUGUAAAUAUUGGCAAUGUUAAUAGUUGUUACUUCAAGUGUUUUUGAAUCAAAUUGUAUAGUUAUCAAAUUCAGCCCAAUGAGUUAGUUAAUAUGGUUUAGAGAGUGUAUCCGAUCAUAAACUUGGCUGUCAUGGCAACCAUAGUAAAGUGUGCAGAUUCAGAACAAAAACAAUUUUCCGCAAAAAUUAACAGAAAAUCAACCAAGUCCUUAUGGUCCGAUAACCCACUUACCUGUUACAACCAUAUAUUAAAAAUAUCCUUUCUUUUUCCUAGUUGUUGAACUUUUUUCAGAUUAUUGCACUGGAUGAUUAUUUGAUAAAACUCUUUCCAUGAAGAGGCAUACAUAUCUAUUUUUUUUUGAUUAUCUUUUAGGACCUAAAUGAAUCGAUCGAUUGAUAUUUGUACGCCUGUUCAUUCCCGUUUAUUCCCCACAAAUAUGUUUGUCAUUCCAUAACAAAUCACCAUAAAUUACCAAAUUUUAAAAGACUCCAAUAAUAAUUCCA